AUGGAGAUUUCUUUUUUAUCUGUCCCCCUUUUUCAGGAACUUGCAGAGAGAAGGUUGAAGAAAGCUUGUAAGCGUGUGCUAAAAAAUGAGAAAUGGAAAAGAAACCGACUAAAGUCUUGGACGAUGGUGGGUCGAGUGGGGAUGGGUUUAUGUGCUACUAUCUUAUCUAGCAUAUCUAUAACCGUCAUCUGUAUUCAUUCAAAUCAGGUAAAGCAGGUUAAAGGUCGGAAUGCCUACGCCACUAAAAAUAACUCGGCUCUAGAAGAGUUCCUUCCCCUUUUGGAUGGACCAACCCAAAGCCUAGAAGGCCCCCAGAUCAAGGGACUACUUGCCCGAGGAGCCUUAAAGGCCCAAUCAUCAGGAGCCCACUACACUCAUGCGACAGCACGAACGCCCAGGAUCCCAAGUGGUACGUUCAGUCGUAGUACUCGUGAACCAAAAUAUCAGAUUGAAUUUCAUUCAGAAGACUCUCCUUUUCAUCCUGAUGAUGAUCAGGAAUCAAUGGUUAUGCCCAAAAAUAACGGUGAGAAUUACUUAUGCUUCUUGCCUAAGGUGGAGAAAGCUAAAAGUGAAAAGCCACGUUCUCAGCUGAAUAUAAGCAGCAUGAUUGUGGAAACUGAGAGACGGGUUAAAUUGAAGACGCCAGAUGAGCUGCUUGAAGUACUGAAAGGCUCAUGCUUUGUCAGACAAGAGGGUUGGUGGUCUUAUGAGUUAUGUUAUCAGAAGAAGUUGAGGCAAUUCCAUGUGAUGGAGGACGAAAAGGAAAAGGUCGUCCAGGAAUUUAUCUUGGGUGUGUAUGAUGAAGAAGCCACGGCUGCGUUCAACCAGAAUCUUUCUGACAUUUCUACAUUGAAAGAUCCUAGCUCAAAAGAUGCAUCUCAAAGGUAUCAUUCUCAUCAGUAUACAAAUGGAACUAUAUGCGAUCUUACAAAUGAGCCUCGAGAAACUGAGGUGAGAUUCGUAUGCUCAGAGCCCAGAGCUAUGAUUAAUUCUAUCACUGAGUUAUCCACUUGCAAGUAUGCACUUACAGUACACGCUCCAAUGCUUUGCAAGCACCCAUUGUUUCAAGAAGAGAGACCUGUGUUGCACACCAUUAAUUGCAAUCCACUUCCGAAGGAUUACAAGGAAGCUAAGCCAGACAAAAUCGAAACCAACGAUAAGCAGAUUCUUAUGGUACCUGACAUUGAUUCAUCUAAUCAUGAUUCAGAUGAAUAA
Dovyalis caffra is the source of this 1215-nucleotide messenger RNA. NCBI's taxonomy places the organism in Eukaryota, Viridiplantae, Streptophyta, Magnoliopsida, Malpighiales, Salicaceae. The record is from the annotation of a GenBank genome assembly.